UCCAUCCGUGCGGGGUAGAGGUCUUUAUUAUUUCUCUAUAUGAGGCAACAAUUUGCCUGUGAAACGUCCGUGAACAUCCUCAAUCUCGCGCACUAAUCCUAACAGAAGCCAUGAAGUGUUAAAUGUUGGAAACACAGUCGCGCGCAGACACUUGCAUGCUUGGAGAGAGAGAGAACACGAGGAGAGACGCACGCGCUGCUCCAAUGCGUCUGUGCAAUAGACACUCUGCGUGAAGGGGAGAAAAAAACUUAUCGAAUUACAAAACCAAUCCUGCGCCGCGCGAUUACUAACCCCUACUUUUCCUCCGGUUUUGAAGAGAAAAAAAAAUAAAGAAAUCAAGCUGGCUCAGUGCGUGUCUCAGCAGCUUAGUUUGACAGGUGCUCCUCAUCUCCCUUGGAGGACUGUCAGCAGCACGAGGAUGGCAUCAGAGCUGGCAAUGAGCAACUCCGACCUGCCCACCAGUCCCCUGGCCAUGGAAUAUGUUAAUGACUUCGAUCUGAUGAAGUUUGAAGUGAAAAAGGAGCCGGUGGAGCCUGAUCGCAGCAUCAGCCAGUGCAGCCGCCUGAUCGCCGGGGGAUCCUUGUCUUCCACCCCGAUGAGCACGCCUUGCAGCUCGGUUCCCCCCUCUCCAAGCUUCUCGGCGCCCAGUCCGGGCUCGGGGAGCGAACAGAAGGCGCACUUGGAAGAUUUCUACUGGAUGAGCGGGUACCAACAACAGCUGAAUCCCGAGGCUCUGGGCUUCAGCCCGGAGGAUGCAGUGGAGGCACUGAUCAGCAGCAGUCACCAGCUCCAGACUUUCGAUGGCUAUGCUAGAGGGCAGCAGUUCACUGGCGCGGCAGGGGCAGGAGGCGCCAUGGCGGGGGAGGAGAUGGGAUCAGCAGCCGCUGUGGUAUCGGCGGUCAUUGCGGCAGCGGCAGCCCAGAACGGAGGUCCCCACCACCACCACCACCAUCAUCAUCAUCACAGCGGAGGACAUCAUCCUUCCACCGGCGUCCAGUCCAGCGGCACCAACGUCAACCACCAGCACAUGCUUUUGGAUGACAGAUUUUCCGACGAGCAGCUGGUCACCAUGUCAGUGCGGGAACUCAAUCGGCAGCUUCGUGGGGUCAGCAAGGAGGAAGUGAUCCGUCUGAAACAGAAGCGGCGGACGCUGAAGAACAGAGGCUAUGCCCAGUCGUGCCGCUACAAGCGGGUCCAGCAGAGACACGUCCUGGAGGGCGAGAAGACCCAGUUGAUUCAGCAGGUGGACCUUCUCAAGCAGGAGAUAUCCAGGCUGGCCCGCGAGAGGGACGCGUACAAGGAGAAAUACGAGAAGCUCAUCACCAACGGCUUCCGAGAAAACGGUUCCAGCAGCGACAACAACCCGUCGUCGCCAGAGUUUUUCAUGACGUCAAGAAAGUUCCUCCACCUGUGACCCUUCCCCUGGAGUCUGAG
Molecule: messenger RNA, 1434 nt
Organism: Osmerus eperlanus (European smelt)
Lineage: Eukaryota; Metazoa; Chordata; Actinopteri; Osmeriformes; Osmeridae
Product: transcription factor Maf-like
Exons: 2
Coding region: 419-1414 (331 amino acids)
Biological process (GO): regulation of transcription by RNA polymerase II
Cellular component (GO): nucleus
Molecular function (GO): RNA polymerase II cis-regulatory region sequence-specific DNA binding; DNA-binding transcription factor activity, RNA polymerase II-specific
Source: RefSeq, a predicted model, not a curated record